Molecule: messenger RNA, 2365 nt
Organism: Exophiala mesophila
Lineage: Eukaryota; Fungi; Ascomycota; Eurotiomycetes; Chaetothyriales; Herpotrichiellaceae
Exons: 2
Coding region: 1140-2114 (324 amino acids)
Biological process (GO): transmembrane transport; succinate transport; fumarate transport
Source: RefSeq, a predicted model, not a curated record
CUUUCUUUGUCAUCACAUGGAAAUGACAUUUUCUGGGAAGGAACAAAACCAUAUUUUUGGGAAGGAGCCUCCUGUGUAUGACUGGCCGCCAUUUACCGAGGUUGAUCAUCACGUGUUUCUGGUGGUUGACUGUUGCACCAAUCAUCAUCCGAGCUGAUUUCCCCCCGCAUCUCCGAAAGUUGUCUGCCACUGCGCGGCUGCGCCCACACCCAGUGACCCAUCAGUCUCUUCCUACACUACUCCCUACUCCGUACACUGCGCACAGAUUUCCACAUGCCUGGCAUCCCACACAACACCUUGACACGACCCCUGGGAUACCUCACUGGUCUUCUCCCUUGGACCACUCACCAAUAAGCCCAGUGGGAUCAGCUCCCCACCAAAAUCCCCGCCCGGGCUCGUCCAGCCGCCUGGCCACUUUGUGCCACUCGUGCCACUCGUGCCACUGGAAUCGUUCUAGCGAAAGCUAUGAUGACAUGGCCGUUUUGCUCAAGUCCAUUUUUCAGCCCCCGUGCCUGGGGCCCCUCUAGCGGGAGUCUAUCCGUGCCUCGGCGGAAAGGGAGCUCGACAUGACAAGAAUUUUGUGAGGCACACCGGAAAAGUGUGUCCUGUGAUGCGGAACCGUAGCUGUCUGUACCUGAGCACGCGUCCGUACAGUGACGAUUUCACGACUUGGCCGUGCGCCAAAGGAAAAUUGCUUGGAGUCUACGGAGUUACUUGUUGCCAUUCCCCAUGCUUCGGAUCAGAACGGUGCAUUUUCGGCUCCUGCUCAGCACAUCUUCCCAGACCCUCUUGUAUACUAAAACAACUCGGUCUUCCUCAGUUUGACUCUCGCUUUCCCCGCUGGUUUUUUUCUCGACCUUUUGGACUUUCCACCUCUCUCCUCUCCAGCCAAUUGUGCAGAGCUAUUUGACUGGAUUAGAAAAACUGUUUCUUUUGCAUCGGAUUUGCUGUGCUUGAUACCACUGUCGUUGCCAUACUUAAAGUAGCCAGCUGGGUCACUGGAGCUUGCAGCGCAAAAGCCAGGCUAUUUCCCCUUUGCAAGACACGAACAGAAAUCAACCACUGGUGGAGCCACCGUUCUCAGAACCACCUUCUUUGACCACCCGCAACGAUCCUCAUCCGAGGCGGCAGUCGCGACCAUGUCGGCGAAAAGUGUCAAGGGUGAAGGGGGCAAAAAGCCCGCGAGCGCUGCAACCAACCUAAUAGCCGGUGGUGGUGCGGGCAUGAUGGAAGCCCUGGUGUGUCAUCCCUUGGACACAAUCAAAGUGCGAAUGCAGCUUUCAAGACGAGGAAGAACACCUGGACAAAAGCCGCGUGGGUUCUACCAGACUGGAAAGGACAUUGUUAAACGAGAAACAUUCCUGGGCUUAUACAAGGGACUGGGUGCCGUGUUAAGUGGUAUCAUCCCCAAGAUGGCUAUUCGAUUCACAUCGUAUGAAUGGUACAAGCAAGCAUUAGCCAAUGAACAAGGAGUGGUGACUUCCAAAGCGACGUUUUUGGCUGGUCUCGGUGCAGGUGUUACCGAAGCUGUCGCCGUUGUGACACCCAUGGAAGUGGUCAAGAUUCGGAUGCAGGCUCAAUACCACAGUCUGUCGGACCCACUGGACGUUCCCAAGUACCGAAGCGCACCUCAUGCUCUCCUGACGGUGGUCCGAGAGGAAGGCAUCGGCGCACUUUAUCGCGGAGUGUCUCUGACCGCAUUGAGACAAGGAACCAACCAGGCCGUCAACUUCACCGCAUACUCCGAGUUCAAGGAGCAGCUACAAAAGUGGCAACCACAGUACGAAGGCCAGAACCUGCCGUCAUACCAAACGACAUUUAUCGGUUUGAUUUCCGGUGCCAUGGGACCUUUCUCGAAUGCUCCCAUUGACACGAUCAAGACCCGACUCCAGAAGACACCUGCGGAACCGGGUCAGACUGCGGUUUCCAGAAUUGUGAACAUCUCUCGAGACAUGUUCAAGCAAGAAGGCGCUCGAGCAUUCUACAAGGGAAUCACUCCGCGAGUGAUGCGAGUGGCGCCCGGCCAAGCAGUCACCUUCACAGUGUAUGAAUACCUCAAGAAGAAACUAGAAGACAGCCGGAUACCGUUCACAGGAGGCAGCUACGAGGAAUAAAGAGGCAGAACGCUCAACCUUGACGUUUAGCAUGGCAUUGAACAUGAUUGAAUUGGUGCAUGAUGAUUCGGCAUUGUCAAAUCACUGUAUGAGGCCACCAUCUCAUGUAUCAUCCGGCAUGGCGAGGCAUUCAAAAAACGCAGAAUUAGGUUGAUCUUGUACAUAGAGUGGCGCAUACUUGAAUAUGGUUUGUUGGACAAUCUAAUGUGCAUUUACGCAAGCAGGAUUGCAUCUUGAAAAGAGAGUCGACG